AGACACAUUCAUCAAUACUACAGUGAAGAUAUAACGAAAUACCUGAAUACGAAUUUAAGAAAGCAAAGCAAGAAAUAUUCGAAAAAAAAUGUAUUUUUCUAAAGUUUUAGUAGUCAUCAGUGCCUUGAUAGUCCUAGCAGCAAGCAAGGUGGUAAAAGUCCAAAACAAACGCUCAAAUUCACUAUUGGUGUCUGUAGGAGGAAGUGAAUAUACUGUAGCAGCAAAUUCUGUGGUAGCAGUGACCUUAGACGAUGAAUGGUCUGGUUCCAUUUCAGCUAUACCAGUAGAUGCCGAAGUAACUGAUGGACCUAAAACUCAAAUUGAUUUCUCCCUAAGCACCGCUGAAGAUUCUUACAGCGUCUCUUUAUUAAAUGGAUUCAAUCUUCCCGUUAAAGUCAUAGCAACCGGUUCAACAGCAUGUACUUCAUCUGUUUGUGCAGCCAAUAUACUACGCGUUUGUCCAACUGAUAGCCAAGUCCUAAACAGUACCGGUACAGUAGUAGCCUGUCAAAACUCGCCUUUGGUGAUGUCAAAUUUAUGCCCACUAGCGGUGGUUGAUGAGCUGACAUCUAUCGCCAACGUUCAAAAAUGUACCAGUGCCGUAGGUUACUUAGUUCUAUUUGUUUAAUUUUAAAAAUAGCUUAAAGUGUCUAUUAGAAUGCAUUAGUUGAUAAGUAGGUAUAUUUUAUUGUAAUUUUAUAAAUAUGAGUUAAAAAUAUAGUUAAUUUAUAAAUUCAAGAAAAAUAAAA
Messenger RNA from Sitophilus oryzae (rice weevil), 749 nucleotides. Its product is annotated as thaumatin-like protein 1. The transcript is spliced from 3 exons. Lineage: Eukaryota; Metazoa; Arthropoda; Insecta; Coleoptera; Curculionidae. The coding region runs from base 89 to 628 and encodes 179 amino acids. The record is from RefSeq and is a predicted model, not a curated record.